Molecule: messenger RNA, 1238 nt
Organism: Trichophyton rubrum CBS 118892
Lineage: Eukaryota; Fungi; Ascomycota; Eurotiomycetes; Onygenales; Arthrodermataceae
Exons: 2
Coding region: 48-722 (224 amino acids)
Cellular component (GO): cytoplasm
Molecular function (GO): 5'-deoxynucleotidase activity
Source: RefSeq, a predicted model, not a curated record
CCCAUCGAUUAAUCUUGUCCCCAGCUCGGGUCAUUGCCAGAAUAAAGAUGGGUUCAAACACGCCCUGGACCACUCAGUCCGUUAUCUCAACACUAUCGCAUCCUCUAGCGGAAAACGGCUCCUCGCCCAUCCCAUUCUUUCACCUUCUAGAACGGCUAAAAACCACCAAAAGAGAAGGCUGGCGACGGUUCGAUAUUUCCAAUGGCGAGUCUAUAGCGGAUCACAUGUACCGCAUGUCUGUCAUGACAAUGCUGGCCCCGCCCUCGCUUGCCUCCAAACUGAAUAUUCUUCAUUGCACGAAGAUGGCACUCGUUCAUGACAUGGCCGAAUCGAUCGUUGGAGAUAUAACACCCGUUGAUACCGAAGUGACCAAGGCCGAAAAAGCGAGGCGAGAAGCAGAAGUGAUGGAAUAUAUAUCUAAGACACUACUGGGCAGUGUCUUCGGGGGAACUCCAGGAGAAGGCCUCCAGAAGAUUUUUGAAGAGUACGAAGAAGACAAAACGCUCGAAGCACGAUUCGUGCACGAUAUCGAUAAGAUGGAAUUGCUUCUGCAGACCGUUGAGUACGAGCGGGCCCAUGGUGGGAAGCUUGAUCUAACGGAGUUCUACCACGUUUUCAAGAAAAUACGGCUACCAGAAAUCCAGGCUUGGGGAGAGGAAGUUAUUCGAGAAAGAGAGGCAUUCUGGGCAGAUAAACCCAACCCUCCUAAGUUACCCCAGUGAAGUCUGCGUACCGCUUCCUUUUUACCCCUCAAAUACCUGGCUUUAGACUGUUUCUGUUUGGGAUACAAACCUAGAGAAUCUUAUAAGCAGGACGGACCUUGAUUCAUGCGCCGUUACUGACGAUUUGGUUUAGCCCGCUGCCAGCAGGCGUCUGUUUCAUUCUUAUAUUUCAUGUUCUUGGUUAUGCUGCUAUGUUCAUGUUCCUUUCCUAAUUUAUUGGCACUAUUGAUAGAUUCAUUUUUUGGACUGGGUUAUGUCCGAAAUUGAGCAGAGCUCAACUUUUACCCUAAUAGACACGCGCGUAUAAUAACUACAUCGACUUUAAUGAUUACACGUUUUCGAAGUGAUUCCUCCUGAGUAAAAAUCUGCCAUACCUUCCAGAAUGUUUGCUCAGGUCUACUCUCGGGACAUACUAAACUGUGACUUGCAAUUUUACAACUAGACAUGUUCCGACAACGGCUAUAUAAUGCUCAUUAAUCGCUGGCAUUUGAUACCAAGCUGCCUCACUCAUGUAGG